Xyrauchen texanus (razorback sucker) is the source of this 1499-nucleotide messenger RNA. It is a transcript of the gene noxred1, whose product is annotated as NADP-dependent oxidoreductase domain containing 1. Gene Ontology annotation, molecular function: pyrroline-5-carboxylate reductase activity. The transcript is spliced from 6 exons. Lineage: Eukaryota; Metazoa; Chordata; Actinopteri; Cypriniformes; Catostomidae. Bases 1 to 999 code for a protein of 332 amino acids. Gene Ontology annotation, biological process: L-proline biosynthetic process. The record is from RefSeq and is a predicted model, not a curated record.
AUGUUAGACUUCACUGAUAAUUUAGACUCUCUCGGAUUUGAAGCUGGACUCACUGAAGAUGAGAAAAUGUAUCUGAAUCUUCGCAGUCGGUCAGCUUGUUUGAUUGUCAGUGGAUGUGCGCAUGCUCUGUUUGUCUGUGAACUGCUUAAUUUACUACGAAAGAAACUAUUUGCUGCAAAUGGCUCCUCUUCCAAAACGCAUCUGUCAGUUGGCAUACUUGGUGGUGGACACAUGGGCAAACAGCUGGCAAUGGUUUUACUGCAUGUAUCCAGCCUCAAGCCAUCUAACAUCAACAUCUCGACCAAAAGACCUGAGACUUUGGAUGACAUUUCAAAGAUGGGUGUUGAGUGUUACUUUGACAACAUAAGAAUGGCUAAAUGGGCAGAUGUGCUCUUUCUCUGUGUGUUGCCUGCUCAUCUACCUCAAGUGUGCCCAAACCUUCGCUCCCAUAUGCCUUCACACUGCCUCGUAUACAGUUUCACCUCAGCAGUGCCAUCAAACAGGCUUGCAAUGCUCCUUGAACACAAUUUUAUUCUCAAACCGCAGUAUGAAUUUGUGGCUUGUGACGAUGUAAGUAAUAUUUGGCACCUUCAUAAUCAAGUGACAGACGCUUUAAGAGAUAAGGAAGUGCUUGCAGCCUCAGUUCCUCUUUCAAUGAGUGGUGGCAUCUCCCUGGACCGGAGAUGGGUGUCUGCUGUGCUGUACAGUCUCCUCAACAUGUGUACGGCAGAAAAACUGGGGUCCGGAAAGGCUCUUCAGCUGCUCAAUGAGUUGUUUGUGACCAGCAUCUCAGCAAAGACAUUUAAUUUUGACUCAUUCUGUGAGUCAUCUGAUCUCUCCAAGUCUGACGACCCUUUUCCCUGGAUCAGUUUGGUUGAUGUACAAACAAAAGAGACUCCAUUAUCUGAUUUGGUAUCAGGAAAUAAAGGCUUGCAAGACUGCAUUUCAAUCAUGUACCACAAUGCAUUUUCAAACCUGGCAGAAGGAUCGAAUUACUGAACAAAAGCAUGCAAUAUUUAGUUUCACAUUGUAUAUUUUUGUUCAUGUAAUAUGUGUUUACCAUUAACCAUCUGUUACGUGCAGGUGUUUGUAAAGUGCAGUCUAAAUCAGCUUUAAUUAAACUCGGGGGAAGUGGGCUUGUCAGCUGUUUUAUCACCUUUGAGAAAAUGCUGUGCUAUAUUUGUGUGCUAUUCUCUGUAGAUCUUUGCUAUUCGUGAUUUUUAAAUGUUCUCCAGUACAUUUGAGUAAACUGAGAUAACUAGAAAAUGCUGAAUUAAGGGAAAGCAAGAUUGUAAGAUUUUGCACAAUCAUAUGUUAUUCUGUAUGAUGCUUACUUCAUUCAGAUUCCCCAUAGAGCACCAAUGUACACACAUUUUUUUGGUGCCAAUUUAUUAUGAUUUACGCAUUCAAUUUCAUAACAAAAUUCCAUCAAACUGAACUGUGUAAUGUUUACAAAAAUUCAAUUAAAUAAAACUUUUUAAUUAAAUUUGAUAGGAUUU